Chenopodium quinoa (quinoa) is the source of this 5593-nucleotide messenger RNA. RefSeq names its product ABC transporter B family member 1-like. NCBI's taxonomy places the organism in Eukaryota, Viridiplantae, Streptophyta, Magnoliopsida, Caryophyllales, Amaranthaceae. Gene Ontology annotation, cellular component: membrane. Gene Ontology annotation, molecular function: ABC-type transporter activity; ATP binding; ATP hydrolysis activity. Bases 1134 to 5183 code for a protein of 1349 amino acids. Gene Ontology annotation, biological process: transmembrane transport. The record is from RefSeq and is a predicted model, not a curated record. The transcript has 10 exons.
UUUGCUUUACUUUCCUCCCCACAAUAUACACUAUAUCUCUCCUUCAUUCACCAUGGAUAACAUCUCAGUUUCUCUCACCUCUCCCACUCUCCAACUAUUGAUGACUCGCACAAUCACCAUGAAGACCACCGAAAUCGGCGUCAUAUGAGGAGCAAUCAACGUUGUCUGCCGGUCUAAUUAAUUUUACCUUCACGUUGCCUGAAAUUAAACUUCGUACGUAUUUCCAGGAGCUUCACCUAGGAGAACGCCAAACACAAGGAGGUCCGGAGGAGAGAGAAAGUGAGCAUCAACACAGCUGGAGCUGUGUAGCCGGAGUUGGUAACGGUGGUGGCGGUGGCGGUUGGUUAGACGAAAGCUUGGGUUGGUACGGUGGUGGGCCUUGGCCAUUGGUUCAGUUACCUGGGCAAGGAGAAGGGUAGGUAGAAUAAGGUUGGGUAAGGGUAUAUGAGUCUUUUGUUUUUCUCUAUCACUCUUUAAUAUACGCGAUAAAAUAAAACGUGUCAACUAAUAAGAAAUGAACGAAGUAAUAAUUAGAUUAUGCCAAGUUUUCACAUAGUGUGUGCAAUUGUUUUUUUUAGUACAACUCUAGCUCAUAGGGUAAAAAAAAAAAAAAAAAAAAAAUCGAAAAUCGAAAUCUUGAUCCUCCAAGUUUUCACACAACAGUAUAAUUUGUCGGAAACUUUAAAAUUACAAGAAGAAUUAAUACAAAACCUCCCCACAUUCCACUCUUUCUCUCUCCUUCCUUUCCCUUAUCAUGUCACUUUCUUGCUUCUCUUUCUUUUUUCUACACAAACAAGCAACCAAACAAUUACAAAAUCAAUGAAUUUUGAAACACAUCUUCUGUCACUCACUCAUUCUCUCUCCCCUCUCUCCAAUUUAACACAGAAUCACAUGUAAAUUCUUAUUACCAGUAGUAAUUGUCAACUAUUCUUGGGAUGGUGUUUCCCACAAGCUUUCAACCCCAUUAAUUUAAAAAAGAUUAAAAAAAUUAUAAACCCAUCUUGAAGAGAGAGAAAGAUGAAGUGGGUGUGAAUUAAUUUUUAUAUUAUUCAUUAUUUAUUUAUUUUUAAUUAUUUUUGUGCAUUUUUUUUGGAGUUAUAAAAGAAGCUCAAAUUUGGCUUGGUUUGCAUAUAAUGUCACAAGAAGAAUCUAAAGAGAUAAAGACAAUUGAACAAUGGAGAUGGUCGGAAAUGCAUGGUCUUGUGCUUUCAGGCUCUUCAAAUAACAACACUCUUAACUCCAAUCCUCCAACUCUUCUUCAAGAAUUCCAACCUUCGAGCACCUCGAAGAUGGAAGCUACUGACGGUAACGGUAAUAGUAAUGCGAAGAAGGAUGCAUCAUCGUCGUCUUCGGGAUCAACUGAUAAACCCAAAGAAGGUCCACCACCAGUUGCGUUCAAAGAGUUGUUCAGAUUUGCUGAUAAAUUGGAUUGUAUUUUGAUGGGAAUUGGUUCUCUUGGUGCUUUUGUUCAUGGCUGUGCUUUACCCCUUUUUCUUAGAUUCUUUGCUGAUCUUGUUAACUCUUUUGGUUCUUACUCUAAUAACCCUGAUAAAAUGAUGCAAGAAGUUUUAAAGUAUGCAUAUUAUUUUCUUGUUGUUGGAGCAGCAAUUUGGGCUUCUUCUUGGGCAGAAAUUGCAUGUUGGAUGUGGACUGGAGAGAGACAAUCAACGAAGAUGAGGAUUAAGUACUUGGAAGCAGCAUUGAGUCAGGACAUUCAGUACUUUGAUACUCAAGUUAGAACUUCUGACAUUGUUUUUGCUAUUAACACUGAUGCUGCACUUGUUCAAGAUGCCAUCAGUGAAAAGUUGGGUAGUUUUAUACACUACUUGGCAACAUUUGUGACUGGUUUUGUGGUGGGAUUUACUGCUGUGUGGCAAUUAGCUUUGGUAACUCUUGCUGUUGUUCCUCUAAUUGCUGUUAUUGGUGGGAUUCACACUACUACAUUAGCUAAGUUGUCUAGCAAGAGCCAAGGAGCUAUGUCUCAGGCUGGAAAUAUUGUCGAACAGACAAUUGUUCAAAUUCGGGUGGUUUUCGCGUUUGUGGGUGAAUCAAAAGCUUUACAGACGUAUUCGGCAGCAUUGAAGAUUGCCCAAAAGCUUGGGUACAAAAGUGGAUUAGCAAAGGGUUUGGGAUUGGGAGGAACUUAUUUCAUCGUGUUUUGUUGUUAUGCUCUACUUCUUUGGUAUGGAGGUUAUCUUGUUAGGCACCAUUUAACUAAUGGAGGUCUUGCCAUUGCUACUAUGUUUGCUGUCAUGAUUGGUGGAAUAGGUUUGGGACAAUCAGCGCCGAGUAUGAGUGCAUUUGCCAAGGCAAAAGCUGCAGCUGCAAAGAUUUUUAUGGUAAUCGAUCACAAACCAAGUAUUGACCGAAUCAAGGAAUCAGGCAUCGAAUUGGAAUCCGUUACGGGGCAAAUCGAGCUCAAAAACGUCGAAUUUGCAUAUCCAUCAAGGGCGGAUGUGAAAAUUCUCAACAACUUCUCGCUUUCAGUUCCUUCUGGAAAAACCAUAGCUCUAGUUGGUAGUAGUGGAUCUGGGAAAAGCACUGUUGUUUCUCUAAUUGAGAGAUUUUAUGAUCCCACUGAAGGACAAGUAUUUUUAGAUGGGCAUGACAUUAAAACAUUAAAGCUGAGAUGGCUGAGGCAGCAAAUAGGGUUGGUGAGCCAAGAACCCGCUUUAUUUGCAACCAGUAUCAAAGAAAACAUACUCCUAGGCAGACCAGAUGCUAGCAUGGUCGAGGUAGAAGAAGCUGCCAGAGUCGCCAACGCCCAUUCAUUUAUCAUUAAGCUUCCUGAUGGCUUUGAAACUCAGGUAGGGGAGAGAGGCUUGCAGCUCUCUGGAGGACAAAAACAAAGGAUUGCUAUUGCCAGGGCAAUGCUUAAGAAUCCAGCAAUACUGCUUUUAGAUGAAGCGACUAGUGCAUUAGAUUCUGAAUCAGAAAAGCUCGUCCAAGAAGCUCUUGACCGGUUUAUGAUCGGCAGAACAACUCUUGUUAUUGCCCACCGUCUCUCCACAAUUCGUAAGGCUGAUCUUGUGGCUGUACUUCAACAAGGAAGUGUAUCAGAGAUUGGAACCCAUGAUGAACUUAUGGGCAAAGGCGAAAAUAGUGUUUAUGCCAAGCUCAUUCGCAUGCAAGAAACGGCUCAUGAAACAGCCAUGCAUAAUGCGAGAAAGAGUAGUGCCAGACCUUCAAGUGCCAGAAACUCAGUUAGUUCACCAAUUAUUGCACGGAAUUCUUCGUAUGGUCGCUCACCUUAUUCACGUCGGCUCUCUGAUUUCUCCACUUCUGAUUUUAGUCUCUCUAUUGAUGCCACCCAUGGAAGUUACAGGCCUGAGAAGUUGGCAUUCAAGGAGCAAGCCAAUUCCUUUUGGCGUCUUGCUAAAAUGAAUGCUCCUGAAUGGCCUUAUGCUUUGGUUGGUUCUGUGGGCUCCGUUAUCUGUGGUUCACUCAGUGCCUUCUUUGCCUAUGUUCUCAGUGCUGUCCUUAGUGUCUACUACAACCCAGACCAUGCUUUUAUGAUCAGAGAAAUUGCCAAGUAUUGCUACUUACUAAUUGGACUUUCAUCUGCUGCCCUCAUCUUUAACACACUACAGCAUUUCUUCUGGGAUGUGGUUGGGGAGAAUCUGACGAAAAGGGUUAGGGAGAAAAUGAUGGCAGCUGUGAUUAAAAACGAAAUGGCAUGGUUUGACCAGGAAGAAAAUGAGAGUGCCCGAAUCGCUGCUAGGCUUUCUCUUGAUGCCAAUAAUGUUCGAUCAGCUAUUGGGGACAGGAUUUCUGUUAUAAUGCAGAACUCUGCUCUUAUGCUUGUUGCUUGUACUGCCGGGUUCAUUUUGCAGUGGCGUCUUGCUCUUGUACUUAUUGCAGUCUUCCCUGUUGUCGUUGCUGCUACUGUUCUGCAGAAAAUGUUUCUGAAAGGUUUCUCUGGAGACCUAGAAGCGGCUCAUGCCAAGGCUACACAGUUGGCAGGAGAAGCAGUGUCAAAUGUUAGAACUGUAGCUGCCUUCAACUCGGAAACGAAAAUUGUUGGCCUUUUCACUAGAAAUCUUGAAAUUCCUUUACGGCGUUGCUUCUGGAAGGGACAGAUUGCAGGUAGUGGAUACGGAAUAGCUCAAUUUGCUCUUUAUGCUUCAUACGCUCUUGGUCUCUGGUAUGCUUCUUGGCUUGUGAAGCAUGGAAUCUCUGAUUUUUCCAAGACAAUUCGGGUUUUCAUGGUCCUUAUGGUAUCUGCCAAUGGAGCUGCUGAGACUUUAACCCUAGCACCUGAUUUCAUCAAGGGAGGACGUGCAAUGAAGUCGGUGUUUGAACUUCUUGAUCGAAAAACUGAGAUUGAACCUGAUGAACAGGAUGCAACGCUGGUUCCUGAACGCCUUCGUGGAGAGGUAGAACUCAAGCAUGUUGACUUUUCCUAUCCCACACGUCCUGACAUAUCUGUCUUCCAAGACAUCAACUUGCGGGCACGAGCAGGGAAGACCCUUGCCUUAGUAGGCCCCAGCGGAUGUGGUAAAAGUUCUGUCAUUUCCUUAGUGCUGAGAUUCUAUGAUCCGUCGUCUGGGAGAGUUAUGAUUGAUGGUAAGGACAUCCGAAAGUAUAACCUCAAGUCCCUAAGGCAGCACAUGGCACUAGUCCCGCAAGAACCGUGCCUCUUUGCCACCACGAUAUAUGAAAACAUUAAGUAUGGAAACGAAAAUGCAACAGAAACUGAGAUAAUAGAAGCAGCAACCCUAGCAAAUGCUCACAAGUUCAUAUCAGCCAUGCCUGAGGGCUACAAGACUCAGGUAGGAGAGAGAGGAGUUCAAUUGUCUGGGGGACAAAAGCAGAGGAUUGCACUUGCCAGGGCAUUUGUGAAGAAGGCAGAGAUAAUGUUGCUCGAUGAAGCUACGAGUGCACUUGAUGCAGAGUCAGAGAGGUCUGUUCAGGAUGCAUUGGACCGUGCUUGCUCAGGGAAGACGACGAUUGUGGUGGCCCACAGGCUAUCAACCAUUAGAAAUGCCCAUGUUAUUGCUGUUAUUGAUGAUGGGAAAGUAGCGGAACAAGGAUCACAUUCACACCUGUUAAAAAACUAUCCAGACGGGUGUUACGCCAGAAUGAUACAGUUACAAAGGUUCUCACACGGUCAGGCCAUAGGUAUGGCAUCAGGAUCAACCUCUUCCACACGACCACGAGAAGAUGAGGGGAGGGAAAACUGAUGCUCAGAAAAGGUGGAAGAAUUUCCAAAUUUAGUAAAAAGAUAGGAAAAGGAAAGGAAGAGGAAAAGAAAAAAGAGUAUACUCACAUAUCCCUUCUCAUCAGUUUGGAAUUCUUGAUUUUUGCUGUCAUAUAUAGCUUCUUGUGUAUGUGUUAUCUAAUUUAGCUUAUGAAAUAUAGUAAUUUUAUCCAAAAGGUUCGUCAUUUGGAUCCAACUUCCUAGCUAUUGUACAUGCCACACAUCCGAAAGGUAUCGAUUCGCUCUGUUUUGCUCACUAGAAUUUAGUACGGGUACAGAUCCCACAGAUAUGUAAUUCGAGUGAUGAAUUGUCAUAUUGAUGAUGAAUACAUGAAAUGAAGUGUUUACAUGACAUAAAUCUAAUACAAGUACUUCGUAUUGUGUAGGCGUCCA